AGGAAAAUAGACAACCAUGCCUGUAGCAAGCAGGCGAGUAGCACCCCUUUCCCAAAACCAGAACAGCCCAACACGUCCCCCGCAGGAAAGGAGGCUUUGCGAAGGCCAGCCGUCCAGGGUGACAGCGACAGUUCCUCAGACAGCGCCGAGAGCUCAGACAGCAGCCCUUCCUCGAGACAGUGUCCUCGGUCCGAACAGGAAAUCGAUUACACAUCCCUCGUCUUCCAAGCUGCAGGUCACAGCGCAAGCAACACAGGGGACUAUGAGAACAUGAAGACGGGAGCAGACUAUGUCAAUGUGGAUCCCAAAAAAAGGACGGUGGAUUUCUGGCCUUGCUUGAGCCCUGUAGCUUCCGCACCGAUAGAAUAUACCGAAGUGAAAUUGUGAUUUAUGGAGAUGCUAUUGACCAAGUUUUCCGCAGGAACAUCACAAUUGCCACAGCAGGUCAAAUAAGUGAGCCUUUGGUAGUCAGAAUCCUGUCUCUGCACAUUGAUCCCUGCCAAGCUGUUCAUAUAGGUAUGUUCCUCCUAAUCCUCGUCAAUUAGCCACUGCCAUGUCCCAAAGCAUGACAUUUUAUAUUCCUUUUGACAUUUUAUUCUGCCUAAUGUAACUGUGCAUGUUCUUGUUGUCCAUACAACGCUCUCUCCCUUUCUUAGUCCUACAAAGCUCUCAACUGUGUUGAUACAAUGGUUAGUCACAGCUUGUGUAAAAACAGCAUUUUCUUGUCUCUCAGACAAUCGUGCCCUUCCAUUUCAUUGACUUCUCCUUGUUUUCAUGUUAAAGGAGAGAGUAAUUCAGAACACCCAAUACAUAUAAUACAGGCCAAAUCCACAGCUGGUGCAAAACCUAAUUCUGCUUCAAUGGGGCUAUGAUAACUGCCCUGGCCCUUUGACUUGACUUCUGUUUUAUUUGCUUGAUAUCAAAUGAAUUUAAAAUACCCACCUUUUAAAAUGCAUAAAUAUAUUUUCUGGGCCUCCUUUGUCUUUUCCCUUGACCAAUACUGACUUUUUUUCACUGUUCCUCUCUGAUUCUAUUUUAUUUUUUAAAUUCUUGACAGUGCUUGAGUGACCGUUCUGAGCGCAUGUCUGCCAGCAGUCAAAUCCAGCCAAGAGGCAGGGGCUCUCUUUGCUGAGGAUGAUUUGCCUGUGACAGGCUUUAGUAAGCCCUGUCACAUUCCUCAGGGUACACAGGGCUGCAGGGCACCUCUCCACCAUCUGUCUAGGAUGUGAGGAAGUCUUUUCUGUGCCAGCUGAGAAGCAGCUCCCUGCAACCACCAGUUUGCAGCAGUACAGGUGCUACCUUCUAAGCCCCCACAGGCCUCGCGGUCUCUGACCAGGUAGCAAU
Messenger RNA from Pelodiscus sinensis (Chinese soft-shelled turtle), 1344 nucleotides. The record is from RefSeq and is a predicted model, not a curated record. NCBI's taxonomy places the organism in Eukaryota, Metazoa, Chordata, Testudines, Trionychidae.